Messenger RNA from Sinocyclocheilus rhinocerous, 4319 nucleotides. RefSeq names its product pumilio homolog 2-like. The record is from RefSeq and is a predicted model, not a curated record. Gene Ontology annotation, molecular function: mRNA 3'-UTR binding. Lineage: Eukaryota; Metazoa; Chordata; Actinopteri; Cypriniformes; Cyprinidae. Gene Ontology annotation, biological process: regulation of mRNA stability; miRNA processing. The coding region runs from base 7 to 3840 and encodes 1277 amino acids. The transcript has 23 exons. Gene Ontology annotation, cellular component: cytoplasm; cytosol.
UGUUGGAUGCGUUGUGUGUGUGAGAGUGUAUGCACAGGGGAGGAGGGCACCAAUCCUCCCAAACUCCUACACAAGCGCCUCCAACACCUAAUCAUUAAAACACACACGCACCCUAUCUCCACGGAUACUAAACUUAUACACAACACCGCGUCCAUCGAAGCAUCGGGCUUGAACAUCAUCACACACCACGCGUUUUUCCGUGGAAUGAGCAUUCCAUGCAGCAUCUUAGGUAUGAAUGACGUGGCCUGGCAGGAGACGCGAGGCGGGAUGCUGCACACAAAUGGUGUGCCAGAGACCGGAGGGGUGAGAGUCCAUGCGGGGGCUUCACUAGCCUCAGUGGGUGGUGCUGGGCAGGGACCUGGAGGAGCUCACCCUCUGCCAGGGAUGGACCGGGUGGCAAAUCCCAAUCCCGGCACCCCACAGCCUCCACUGAGCGGUCGUUCCCAAGAUGAUGCCACUGUGGGCUAUUUUUUUCAAAGGCAGCCUGGGGAGCAGUUGGGUGGCUGCACUGCAAGCAAACACCGCUGGCCCACUGGUGAUGGAAACCAUGUUGACCAGGUGCGCACUGUGGAUGAGAUGAAUUAUGAUUUUCAAGCCUUGGCUCUGGAGUCUCGUGGAAUGGGUGAGCUUCUUCCUGCAAAAAAAUUGUGGGAAUCAGAUGAAUUGGCAAAAGAUGCACGUAAAGGGAUGUUGCUGGGUGAAGAAUGGAGAGAGAAUGCCUGGGGUUCUUCCCAUCAUUCUGUCUCUCAGCCCAUUAUGGUGCAAAGACGACCAGGCCAGAGCUACAACGGGAACGGAGAUGCAAGCUCAAUACUGUCCCCGCGCUCAGAGGGGGGUGGUCUGGGUGUGAGUAUGGUGGAGUAUGUCCUCAGCUCUUCCCCUGGAGACAAGAUGGAUGGUCGCUACAGAAACGGAGGCUAUGGUGGAGCAGAUGCAGAUCCAGAUGGCAGGGAGAAAGGUGAUUCAAAAGAAAAGACUUCUCCAUUUGAAGAAGACAAAAGUCCUGAGAUGACAGUCGGAGAUGAAGGGGAUGCCGUAAAAGCAAAUUCCAGAGGAUUGCUGAAUGGGAUGGAUCGCGACAGUAAAGACUUCAACCCUACCCCAGGUAGUCGCCAGGCAUCCCCCACAGAGGCAGUAGAACGGUUGGGGCACAGUCAGGCCGGGUUGGAAAUGAUGGCACAGCACCACCCGCAUGCUCUGCAGCCACCCAACCCUGUCACAAACAAACCUCCCACUGAGGACUUCCAGAGCCAGGAAGCCCAGAGCAUGGGCGGCAUGGGGGGCAUGGAGCAUCAGGUGGGCAUGGAGUCACUCCAAUUUGACUAUGCUGGGAACCAGAUCCAGGUGGACUCAUCUGGUGCUCCAGUUGGCCUGUUUGACUACAACUCCCAACAGCAGUUGUUCCAGAGAUCCAGUCAUCUCACAGUUCAGCAGUUGACUGCAGCACAGCAGCAACAGUACGCCCUUGCUGCAGCCCAACAGCAACACCUUGGCCUUGCACCUGCAUUUGUGCCAAACCCUUACAUCAUUAAUGCUGCCCCUCCUGGAGCAGACCCUUACACCGCUGCAGGAUUGGCAGCAGCUGCCACACUUGCAGGUCCAGCUGUAGUCCCUCCUCAGUACUAUGGAGUCCCGUGGGGUGUGUAUCCGGCCAACCUCUUCCAACAACAGGCUGCAGCUGCUGCCAGUCAUUCUGCCAACCAGCAGGCAUCCAAUCAGGGUCCAGGACCGGGACAACAGGUGAUGCGUGCAGGGACCAAUCAGCGACCUUUGACCCCUGGCCAGAGCCAGCAGAGUCAGCAGGAAUCCCUUGCUGCAGCCGCCGCAAACCCAGCGCUGGCCUUCACAGGCAUGACAGGUUACCAAGUUCUAGCACCAGCUGCUUACUAUGAUCCGACUGGAGCGCUGGUUAUGGGUCCUGGAGCUCGGGGUGGACCUGUCCGACUGGUCCAAACCCCUCUCCUCAUCAACCCAGCAGCUGCACAAGCUGCUGCUGCUGCAUCUGCAUCAGGCUCUGGUAACAGCAUGUCUGGUCCUGCUAAUGGUCUGUACCGGUCCAUGGGCUGCCAACAGCCCCAGCAGCCUCAACCUCAGCAGCAGCCACCUCCACCCUCUAGUGGCCUGCCCUCCAACUCCUUCUAUGGCUCUGGUUCAGUGGCUCCCAGCUCCCAGAGCAGCUCGCUAUUCUCUCAUACAAGCGCGGCUCCUCCUAGCACCUCUCUGGGUUUCAGCAGCACUGGUGGAUCUCUAGGUGUUGGGCUGGGAUCUGCACUCGGUGCCUUUGGCUCCUCAGUAUCAAGUUCCACUAGCAGCAGCAUAACCCGUCGGGACUCCCUUUUGGCCAGCUCUGACCUGUAUAAGCGUGGUGGUGGUAGCAGCUUGACGCCCAUUGGCCAAUCUUUUUACAACAGCCUAGGAUACUCUUCCUCCCCAAGCCCCAUUGGACUGACGCCUGGUCACUCCCCUCUUACACCUCCACCCUCUCUGCCCUCCUCCCAUGGGUCCUCAUCCAGCCUCCAUCUGGGUGGUCUGACUAAUGGCAGUGGCCGUUAUAUUUCGGCUGCACCAGGAGCAGAAGCCAAAUACAGGAGUUCGGGCAGUACCUCCAGUCUUUUCAGCUCUAGCAGUCAGCUCUUUCCCCCACCACGAGCCCGCUACAGCCGCUCGGAUGUCAUGCCUUCGGGACGUAGCCGCUUAUUAGAGGACUUCCGGAAUAAUCGCUUUCCCAACCUGCAGCUGCGAGACCUGCCUGGUCACAUGGUGGAAUUCUCUCAAGACCAGCACGGAUCCAGAUUUAUUCAGCAAAAGUUGGAGCGUGCAACUCCUGCAGAGAGGCAGAUGGUGUUUGGGGAGAUCCUACAGGCUGCUUACCAACUCAUGACCGAUGUCUUUGGGAACUAUGUCAUACAGAAGUUCUUUGAGUUCGGCAGUGUGGAUCAGAAACUGGCACUUGCGACUCGUAUCCGUGGCCAUGUGUUGCCACUGGCUCUGCAGAUGUACGGUUGUCGUGUGAUUCAAAAAGCUCUGGAAUCCAUCUCUUCUGACCAGCAGGUAAUUAGUGACAUCGUACGGGAGUUGGAUGGCCAUGUGCUGAAAUGUGUGAAGGAUCAGAAUGGAAAUCAUGUGGUGCAGAAAUGCAUUGAGUGUGUCCAGCCCCAGGCUCUUCAGUUCAUCAUUGAUGCCUUCCAGGGACAGGUGUUUGUUUUGUCCACUCAUCCGUAUGGCUGCAGGGUGAUCCAGCGUAUCCUGGAGCACUGUACCCAGGAGCAGACCCUGCCCAUCCUGGAAGAACUCCACCAGCACUCUGAGCAGCUGGGACAGAAGUAUCAAGGCGUUUCAUUGGAGAUGACCCCCAAAACAUAUUAUACAGUGUCCAGCGAUGCACUGUUCAAGGAUCAGUAUGGUAACUACGUGAUCCAGCAUGUUUUAGAGCAUGGGCGUCUAGAAGACAAGAGCAAGAUAGUGGCGGAGGUCAGAGGGAAGGUUCUGGCUCUGAGUCAGCAUAAAUUUGCAAGUAAUGUUGUUGAGAAGUGUGUGAUUCAUUCGUCCCGUGCGGAGAGGGCCCUGCUGAUCGAUGAAGUCUGCUGUCAGAAAGAUGGCCCUCACAGUGCCCUCUACACCAUGAUGAAGGACCAGUAUGCAAAUUAUGUAGUGCAAAGAAUGAUUGACAUGGCAGAACCUGCCCAGCGCAAGAUCAUCAUGCACAAGAUUCGGCCCCAUAUUGCCACUCUCCGUAAAUACACAUAUGGAAAACACAUCCUGGCUAAGUUGGAGAAGUACUACAUGAAGAGUGGAUCAGACCUAGGCCCUAUUGGGGGCCCCGCCAACGGCCUAAUGUAAGGGCCUCACACCCAAACCACACCCCUUUCCCUCAAAACCAUGUCUGUUAUGGGCAUCUGCUCCACCGUGGAGUUCAUACCCUUUAGGGAUUUUACCAAAAAAAUAAAAGGAAAAGAAGUAGGCUUCACCGAAGAAUGCUGAAACGUCUGACCAGUCCCUGGUGCAGUGCCCAUUAUUACCUCCACCACCCCCCACUAGAGAGUGCACGGUCUGUAAGCUGUUUCCUGGGUAAAGCACAACACCUUUGUUUAUGAUGUAAUUGAUGUGACUGACUGUUUCCUUUUUUCUUUUCUAGUAAAUAUCUUGUACAUUUUUUACCUUGUACAUUCUCUGAAAAAGAAAUGUUUGCUGAAAAUGUAAAGUUCUUACAAUUUACACCAGCAAGUGACUUUAUAAGGCCAAACUGAGUGAUCCUUUUUAAUUACUUUCUUUUUUUUAUUUUUAUUUUUUAUAUCCACAUUUAAGAAGUGUGGUACAUU